AUGUCAAGACAUUACCCUGACAGCUGUUCUGUAUGUGACGGUUAUUGUUUGUACACAAGAUUUGCAAGAAGGGAUAUAGUACUAACCUCAGUUCACAAUGAAUCAAACUCUCAAAUAAAUGAAUUUGAUGGCCCUAACCAAUUUAGUCAACAACCUCCUUUCGUUAGUCCCAACCAUUAUAUUCCUCAAAUUUUAAAUGGACCUCGGCACCCUCAUGCUAACAGACCUGAUCAAUACCCUUAUAUUAACGGACCUGAUCAACCUCCUCAAAUUACUGAGAUCAACAAUAUUAAUAAUGAUUUUAGACCUGUUCAACAUUCUCAAAUUAUAAAUGGAUAUGUUCAGCAACAAGUUAUUAACUCAAGGAAGCUACUGUUUCCUUUUCCCUUUUCGAUUUUUAAUUGCUCGGAAGAGUUUCUUUCUAUAAUCAUGGAAAAUAUUUAUGAAUUUGAUAAAGAAGUAGAACGCCUUAGGAGCAAAAUGAGUUCAGUAGCGAUUUUGAAAUUUGGAAAAAAUAUUACAAAAGUUAGAAAUAACCAAUUUGAAUUUGAAUUCAAUAAAACAAUACAAACUUGA
Messenger RNA from Dentiscutata erythropus, 576 nucleotides. NCBI's taxonomy places the organism in Eukaryota, Fungi, Glomeromycota, Glomeromycetes, Diversisporales, Gigasporaceae. The record is from the annotation of a GenBank genome assembly.